GGUUUGGGUCCUGAUAUUUUUAUUACUAAUUGGAGUAACUACACAAAUCAUAGAAAUAUAAAUUAUAACUCAGAAUUAGAAACGUGUAAAUAAAAGUGUCUAGCUCUAAAUCUCUUUAACUUUUAUCUGUUAAACCAAUUUAAUUAAUUGGUUUAAUAAAAAGAUCAAUAACUGUUUCGCAGAAUGAACAAUAUAUGUCGGCUAUGCUUUAUCAAUACAGGUAUUACUUCCAUAUACGAGUACAGUUCGGGUACACAAAUAAGCGCAAAAAUAAUGCACUGUUGCAAAAAUAUUCACAUCUCUGAAGAAGAAGACUUACCUGUACACAUUUGUACAUGUUGCGAAAAGGAGCUGGAGUCGUCUUACUCUUUUAUUCUUAAAUGUGAAGAAACAGACAAAAAAUUAAGAUCAUUUGAUUCUAAAUAUUUGAAAAAAGAAAGCAAAAUUGAAAUAAAGGAAGAACCAGACGCCGAUUCAAUGCCUGACGUUGAAGUCGAGUUAUACGAGUCAAAUACCGUUAUAAAACAAGAAGAUGGUGAAUCAAAUUUGGAAUUAAAAAAUAAAAAUGAAAAUAUUGAUAUAGUUUGUAAGACAAGGAAGAAAAGUAAAGAUUCCCAAUCGUGUUCUUGCCGCGUCUGUGGUCGUCAGUGCCCAAACCCUUCAACUCUUUUAAUUCACAUGAGAACUCAUACAAACGAAAGACCGUACUGUUGUCGGUUCUGUGAUAAGAAAUACAAAGACACCGGUAGUCUUAAAAGACACACUGAAAGAAAUCAUAUUAAAGACGGAAGGGAGAGAAAAUUUACAUGUGAAGUUUGCGGUAAAAGUUUCUAUUCUAAGAAUGAUAUUAAAGUUCAUAUGCGGGUUCAUACUGGAGACACUCCGUAUGCAUGCUCAGAGUGUCCGGCGAGGUUUACACAGAUAAACUCACUCCAUAGGCAUCAAGUACGUCACACAGGAGAGAAGCCACACCAAUGCUCUUUAUGCCAUAAAAGAUUUUGUAGUAAAGAAGAAGUAAAAAAACACAGUGUAUCACACACUAGCACUAAAAAAUAUAAAUGUCCAACGUGCAAUGCACCGUUUAAAUAUAAAAACAAUCUCAGAAAGCAUAUUAAAAAACAUUCAGAUAUGAUUAAGUUCACGUGCAAUUACUGUGGCCGGGAAUUUACAAUCAAAGGCAGUUUAACUCUACACAUCAAGCGACUGCAUUCAUCAAAAUCAGGAUAUUGCAACAUAUGUUUAAAAGAUGUUCCAAAUAUUGAAGUGCACACGUGGAAACAUACGGGGGAGCGUCCACUUAAAUGUGACUUUUGUCCAAGAAGUUUUGCAGAACAAAAGACUCUAGUCAGACACAUCAAUUAUAGACAUAAAUACACAGACAAAUACAAAUGCAUGCUCCACGGCUGUACGGUCAAGUUCCCUUCAAAACAAAUGUUAGACUUUCACGUCUUGAAGCAUCACGGUAACACUGUACCUUUUCAGUGCGAUAAAUGUUCCAGAGGGUUCUACAGAAAAAGUGAUUUGGCAAGACACAAGAUAGGAACGCAUAAAGAGAAGCUUUCUGAAUAGUAAUAAAAACCGGAGCUAAUAAAAGAUCACAAUCUCCCAUCUAUAUAUUUAUUAGUACUGAUGUUGUUACAGUACAUUAUCACAGAAGAAUAAGUUACAAAGCGAGAAAACAAGCAAUAGCCAAAUGUAAAUAUAUUGUUAAAUAAAAAGUUAAAUAAAUAAAACAAGUUCUUUCCAGUGAA
This is a messenger RNA of Melitaea cinxia (Glanville fritillary), 1751 nucleotides long. RefSeq names its product gastrula zinc finger protein XlCGF57.1-like. The record is from RefSeq and is a predicted model, not a curated record. Lineage: Eukaryota; Metazoa; Arthropoda; Insecta; Lepidoptera; Nymphalidae. Gene Ontology annotation, cellular component: nucleus. Gene Ontology annotation, molecular function: DNA-binding transcription factor activity, RNA polymerase II-specific; zinc ion binding; RNA polymerase II transcription regulatory region sequence-specific DNA binding. Gene Ontology annotation, biological process: regulation of transcription by RNA polymerase II. The transcript has a single exon. Bases 184 to 1569 code for a protein of 461 amino acids.